CUGAGGCGGCUGUUGCGGGCGGGCGCUGCGCCUGUGGCGAAGGAGACCCCGCCGGAGGAGGAGGAGGAGGAGGAAGAGGAGGAGAUCCCGCGAAGGCUUCGCCUGGAGCCGCGUCCCCCCGAACUCCUUUCUCCGCCCAGCCAUGAGAAGCGCAGGAUGAAGCUGGAGGCCGUCGUGGAACAGCUGCAGAAGCAGCAGCAGCAGCAACAGCAGCAGCAGCAGCAGGCGGCCCCUCUCCCCAUGGAGUCCCGAGACCGGCCCCCGAGGCCGAUGAGGGACCCUCCACUGCCCUUCCCUCCGCAGGGGACGCUCCAGCAAGCCAGCCUGGCCUCCCCGCCCGGCAAAGCCUCCGCCGGGCCCCUCCUCGGGCCUUCCGCUAGAAUGGCCCCCCUCUUGGGGGCUCCUCGGACCUUUGAUCAGAGCGCUCUGAACUCGGAAGAGGAGGAGGAGGAGGAAGAGGAGGAGGAGGAGGAAGAAGAAGAAGGGGAGGAAGAUUCGGAAGACGGGGACCUGGAGGACAAUGCCCCCAGAAGCGGCCAGGAUGCCCGCUCGGCUCUCAAGUACUUUCACGCUUCCAAAGCGGUUUCCCACAACCAAAGAGUGACCCCGUCUUCUAAGCCCCUCCAAGGCCUGGCGGGGUCCCAGCGGCACCUCCAGGGAAAGGACCAAGCGGGGAAAGAAACCCCCAACUUGCUCUAUUCCGCGUCCUCUACUGGGAGGCCCACGUGGCGGCUGGAGGAGCAGCACAAGCAGAACGGGAACUUAACUUGGAGCGAAGAAGCCGACAGUAGCAGAGGGAAAGAAGUGUCCCGCGACUUUGCCAAGUUGUAUGAAUUGGAUAGUGACCCCGAACGGAAGAAAUUCCUGGACGAUCUCUUCAUUUUUAUGCAUAAGAGGGGGACACCCAUCAAUCGCAUCCCGAUCAUGGCCAAGCAGAUCCUCGACCUCUAUAUGCUCUACAAGCUGGUGACGGAGAAAGGAGGCUUGGUGGAGAUCAUCAACAAGAAGAUCUGGAGGGAGAUCACCAAAGGCCUUAACCUCCCCACCUCCAUCACCAGUGCAGCAUUCACCCUUCGCACCCAGUAUAUGAAGUACCUCUACGCCUAUGAAUGUGAGAAGAAGUCCUUAAGCUCGCCUGCUGAGCUGCAGGCCGCCAUCGACGGCAACAGGCGGGAAGGCCGGCGGCCCAGUUACAGCUCCCCCUUAUUCAGCUUCUCGCCCGCGACCCCGGGACCGCCUACGCUCCUGUGUCCCCCCAAGAUCCGCUUCCCGCUUGUUAGCCUUACCCCCAGCAGCACAACUAGCAACCCACACCUGUCUUCAGCAGGGCCUCUCAGGAAAGUCAACUGA
This is a messenger RNA of Pseudonaja textilis, 1350 nucleotides long. The record is from RefSeq and is a predicted model, not a curated record. NCBI's taxonomy places the organism in Eukaryota, Metazoa, Chordata, Lepidosauria, Squamata, Elapidae.